GGUUCCAAUUUAUUUAAUCUGGCAAACCCAAAAAGUGAGCCAUCGCCCUGUUAACGGUGUCAUGGCGGUUUGACUUGUUGAAGGUUUUUGCAAUAACUUGCAAGUUAAUGCGCUUUUAUUUUGUUUAAACUUUAAUUUCUGUGCAUAAAAUUAUCCAACACAAAGUAGUUAAUAAUGCGUGAAUACAAAAUAGUCGUGUUAGGUAGCGGGGGCGUGGGAAAGUCCGCACUGACAGUACAAUUUGUACAAGGCAUCUUUGUGGAGAAAUACGACCCCACCAUCGAGGACAGCUAUCGAAAACAAGUGGAAGUUGAUGGACAACAAUGUAUGCUCGAAAUCCUUGACACUGCCGGCACUGAACAAUUUACUGCAAUGAGAGACUUGUAUAUGAAGAACGGACAAGGUUUCGUGUUAGUGUAUUCUAUAACCGCACAAUCGACAUUCAACGAUCUACAAGAUUUAAGGGAGCAGAUAUUGCGGGUGAAGGACACUAACGAUGUCCCCAUGGUCCUGGUGGGCAACAAGUGUGACCUGGAUGCGGAGCGCGUGGUUGGUAAGCAGCAGGGUGCCAACCUCGCAAAUCAUUUCAAUUGCGUCUUCAUGGAGACCUCUGCCAAGGCUAAAAUCAGUGUGAAUGAAGUGUUCUACGAUCUAGUGCGACAAAUCAAUAAAAAGUCUCCCAAAGAGGUAAACAAACCAAGAAGCAGAAAGCACAUAUGUCGUCUGCUGUAAGUUCCGUGGCGUGUCCGGCUCGCAUAUGUAUUAAAUAUUUAAUAAUUUGAAAGACUUCUAUUACCCGGAUUUGGCUCUUGAUUACUCCAAAAUAUACUAUGUCGGGUGAGCAUGGUUAUUUAUACCUUGCAUUUCUAGAAUGUGCAUUUUUUUAACUGAUGUAUUGUGAUCCAGUGCUUUAGGGUGAAAUUUACACCAAGGUAACAUGUUUUCUGUACUUUGACAAAUGUUUCUAAGUUUCGGCGAUAUGUUAUAGAAUUAUGUGUAUAUUUCACCCUUAAAUUUAAUUCCAUAUGAAUGAAUACUAAGUUCAGAAGUUUUUAUCAACUCUGAUCUAUUAUAAUUGUUAAUUAAACAUCAUGUUGGAUAAAGCAUAUAUGGAGCCAACUUCAUAAUCACAAUUUAGGUACAAUUGCUUCAUUAGAUGUCAAUGUUCUGUGCAUUGAACAGGAAAAUUUAACAAUAAAUAUGAAUAGAAGAAUUUAGUUACACUUCCUUUAGUAGGUAUUUUCUACUUAGCAGUGUAUUGCUAUAUAUUGAUCACCUAAUAACAAAUUGGGACUUUGUUUUAUGGCAAUCUAAAUUGCUUAUAUACUGAGAUAGUUUGAAAUUUUUUUCAAUUACAGUUCUUCCAUUGAAUUACACUAAUAAUUAUCUUGUACACAACCCUAAAAGAUGUAUGUUGUAUAUCAGUCUAUGCAAUGGGUUAUACCAGCAUGUUGUAAAUCUUUUCUCCACUUUUAAAACACACCAGCUUUUUCAAACCUUAGGAUAUUAAUAAUUAUAAUAAAUUCCUAUCAAUUCAGAUGUUUUACUAAUUGAUAUAAGUUUACAUUGUGUGUAAAGAAUAUACCAUCUAUAAUCAUUUACGAUGAAACAGUUGCAUGUUCAAAGCUUCUGAACUUCAGAUAAAAGGUUAAACAGGCUCUAAGGAUGCCUAACUCAUGCCGUUGGGCCUGAUUCUAUGUAAAAUGUUUAUGAAUAAGAAUACAUUAAAAAUUUUCAGAUAUAUUAUUGUCUUGUUAUAUUCUACGAGUGUAUCGAUAGAAAGUUGAUGCAACACCACUUGGAUCUUUAUACAGGGGUAUAUCUUGUGAAAGUUUAACUUAUGUCCAUUUUAAUCCUUCCAUUUCACCAACCAUAAAUAUUAGAACAAUUAUCUAAAUUAAUCAUAUAUUAUUCUACAUACAAGUUUCAUAUUAUUUUUUUGUAAAUAUAAUUUCAGGAAUGUGGCCUGAAACUCCUACUUAUGAGAAUAACCCUGUAUAUUGAACAAAGAUUAGUGAGCCUUAGGUGAUUGCACCCCGUGUAGUGUGACCAGUGUCUAUUGUUUCCAUAGGCACUUGCCAGACUGUAUUCCUUUAUAUAAAGUAAAAAAUCUAAAAAAUAUCGUUAUUGUAAAUUGGAUAAAUUUUUAUGAUUACUGGCUCAUUUAAAUGUAAAUUACUGACAUGUGUUGCUACUACUAAAACUUUGUUAAAGUAAUAAUUAUAAAUAGGUGUUCAAAUAUUGUUAUGGGAUUAGAUGUUUCCUCCGUUCUAAUUUCUGUUAAUGUAAGAGUAACUGCACAAGGAUAUUGGUAAAUGACUUGAUCUGAGUUGAAUUAUAUUUUUAUAUAUGUGCAAAUUUAUAUUAUAACUUGUAUAUUUUUAUCUUUUCAAUCAAUAAUCGACAUGUACAAUUAAUUUCACUUUUGUUUUGCAAAUUUAUCAAUAAAACCAAUUUUAAAUAUUCAA
Molecule: messenger RNA, 2468 nt
Organism: Pieris rapae (cabbage white)
Lineage: Eukaryota; Metazoa; Arthropoda; Insecta; Lepidoptera; Pieridae
Gene: Rap1
Product: ras-related protein Rap1
Exons: 1
Coding region: 175-732 (185 amino acids)
Biological process (GO): negative regulation of synaptic vesicle exocytosis; Rap protein signal transduction; cellular response to cAMP
Cellular component (GO): plasma membrane
Molecular function (GO): GTPase activity; GDP binding; GTP binding
Source: RefSeq, a predicted model, not a curated record